Molecule: messenger RNA, 2715 nt
Organism: Glossina fuscipes
Lineage: Eukaryota; Metazoa; Arthropoda; Insecta; Diptera; Glossinidae
Gene: Hus1-like
Product: checkpoint protein HUS1
Exons: 2
Coding region: 607-1455 (282 amino acids)
Biological process (GO): double-strand break repair via homologous recombination; nucleotide-excision repair; mitotic intra-S DNA damage checkpoint signaling
Cellular component (GO): nucleolus; checkpoint clamp complex; site of double-strand break
Source: RefSeq, a predicted model, not a curated record
AUUAAUUGACAAAGUACUUGAAAUUGAAAUUAUGUGUAAUUCGUGUGGAAAAAAGUUCGACCGUCUUCCUGGUAAUUUGCAGAAAAAAAAAUUUUUUUCUUUUCUCUAUUAUUAGGGUCUGUCUCCAAUAUGGUUGAUUGGAUAUAAUAUGGAGCAUAUAGAAAAUUUGAAAUUGUCUUCUUCAACAAUUGUAAAAAUAAAGAGUUGUGGAGAAUAGGCACAGCCGUCUCAUAAUUUAGUGAAGGCUAGUUUUCAAACACAAAGGCAUUUAUAUACAAAAACAAAAAAUGAAACUUGCAAGAAUUUUGAAAUGAUUUUAUAUAUAUAUGCGUGUGUGUGUGUGUGUGUAUGCGUAUUAUGUUUGCAUGUAUCCAAAAGGAAAAGAUCGCGACUUGGGGAAACGUGGCUUAGCUCGUACUUUAUUGAUUUUCCAGUUUUAUAUUUCAAAAUUAUAUUAAAAAAUCGUAUAUUUUGCUUACAAAUGACACAAAAUAUAACUGUUCGUUUCGCUUGUUAUAACUUGAUUCCUUUUGAGACGAGAAAUAUAGUAAAUAAAAACAAAAGACAACAGAGCUGAAGAUCAAGGAACCCUCUUCACAUCCUACAAUGAAGUUUUGUGCUAAAAUCGACGAUGGCCAGUACAUGAGAGAAUUUCAAAAUAUUGUCUUAACUUUAGCGAAACUAACCAAGGAGUGCGUUAUUAUUAUUAAAAAAGAUAAAGUGCAUUUUAUUGCCAAUGAAGAAUCAGGCGCAGCAGCACCUCUGGUAUGGGUGGAAAUUGAUGCGAAACUCUAUUUUACUAAUUAUAUUAUGGAAGGUCAUAGCGAUGAUAAUGGCUGUACCAUUGUGCUAGCAGUAUCACCGAUUCAUUUUAGCCGAGCUCUUAGCUCAUUCAAAUUGAAUGCUCGAAAUUGUAAAUUCAAACUAAUUCAUCUUCAGUUCCCCUGUCUACGAACUGAAACGGAAGUGUUAUCGCAAAGUUCCGGAGAACCUCGACAAAUUGUUCAUGAUGUUCCCGUAACAUUGAUACCGCGUAACGAAUGGGAUUAUUACGACUUGCCGCAAAUACCUCGAGCUAAAUUGAUAGUGAAAGUACGUUCGAAUAACUUACUACGUGGCCUCAUCGAUAAAUUGAAAAAUAUUUCACCUACUUUAAUAUUCGCAGCCAAUUCUUUGGGGGAUUUGAAUCUGGUGGCUAAAAAUGAAAUGGCCACGAUAACUACAUGUUUUAAAAACUUGGAAGUACAGACUCUAGAUGAUGAAAGUCAACAAGGAGAAAAUAUUAAAGUUGAAUGCUCGGUUGAUUGCAAGAAAACCUCGUUAUUUUUUACGGCUUUGCAAGUGCCCACUUCGGAAUUAUCCUGCGGUAUAGAUGACGAUCGUCUCAUUCAUAUGGAGAUAAAUGUCCGCGGAGGUGUUUCCGUACAUUCCAUAUUGCCAAGCGUUUGCGUUUGAAAAUCAUACAUUAUACAACAUCGAUCUGGCGAAAUGUACGAAAUGAUUUUUAAAAAGAGCAAAGAAAAAUAAAAAAAAAUUGUUUUAUAUCAAAAGUAAAGAAAAUAAAUAGGAAAAUUGUUGUACAAAAAACUUGUGAGAAUCCUUCCGUUUCUAUGACUCGAGGUUGAGCCAACCUAGCAUUUAAUCACUUCUGAUCUGUACUGUAGAGACUGAACAUAACCUCACUGUUAGAAAUUGAGUUUGCUUUAAGGCUCAGAGGAACAAUACCUCUCUUAGACUCAAAAUUAUAUCCAACAUACCCGCUUAAUACUCAUCAAUAAUAUGUUUUGAUAAAAGAAAGAUAUUUCAAUAGGCGUGGUCGAUUUUUUUCAUUAUUGCACUGAUGGUGACGGAUCAUCCAUACCAUAUAAAGGCAAAUUUUUAUGCAUGUAUCUGCUGUGAUUUAUAAGUAACAGAUGAAGAAUGAAAUUUUUUCUAUUUCUGAAAACUGAGUUGGUCUAAGAUCAUCUUGGGCUGUGGUCAUGUUCUUUGAUCCGUUAGGGUCGAUCUCAAGACCAGCCUUCAUAAAAAAGCUUGAAAUCUCUAUGCCACAUUUGGACUGGAUCGCUGAAAUUCUUAUUUUGCGCCCAAUAGAAUGUUUAACACGGACGGACAGAAAGAGAGAUUUAAAUCAGUUUGGAAUUUACAUACUAUGCUUCCUUCUGGUUGUUGCAAACAUUUUGACAAAAUGAAUAUAUUCUGUACCCCUCAUCCUUUCGGGAUGCGUACAGAAAAACAAAACAAAUGGUUAUGUGAAGAAUUUCAAAUCUUUAUGUCAAAUUUGAAUCCGAUCGGCGUAAUAUUGCGAUCUGCAGACUGUCUAUCACAGACGGACGGACAGGCUUAAAAUUUAUACACAUAAAAUUGAGCUCUGGUACUUUCUUCUGGAUGUUGUAAACAUUUCGAUAGAAUCUCAUUCAUCUCUUUCAUCCUACGAUGAUGGAUAUAAAAAAAAAAUGUAUCGCUUUUUUUUCAGAAUCUGAAGAAUCAAAGCCAGGAAACAAUUAUUUGUAGUCCCAAGUCCAAGUUAAACUCAAGAACUUAAAGUCAAGAAGUCUUGAAAUCGUUUUUAUAAAACUUUGCGGUAGAGCCUUGCAUUUUAAGUAACUGACCAUUAAAGAUAGAUUGUCUCCACAUAUGCGAUGUGAUGGAAGUUUUAAAUGAAGAAUUAAACAAGAGCAUUAGUGAUAAUAAGUAUUUAAAAAAGCAUUAAAAAUU